AUGAUGAAGUUUUUAAAGAAGAAGGAGCAAGAUGGUCCUGCCGAUGACUAUACUGACUCAACAACUGCUCAAAGUGGGGCCGAUUCCGAAUCAAUUUCUUCAAAAGCGACUUCGGUUACUAGCAGCACUACCAAUUCAUCCAUAUCAAAUAAUAAAAAAGGAUUAAUAAAAUGUCAUACUCCAUUUGAACAACCAAUUAAUCCGAUAAACCCACCUGUAUUUGACUUGACUGAAGAACAAUGGGAGAAGUAUGACACGGUUUUACGUCAUUUUGAAGAAUACAUAACUAAAGAAAUCCCAGUCGGUGAACAUCAUGAUGCAAUGACUCAUCCAAUGUUAGAAGAAGAAUUAGCAUGGUUGACUAAAGAAUGUUUCCUUAGAUAUCUUAGAGCUACGAAAUGGAAAGUAGAUGCUGCAAUUAAAAGAAUUGAAGAAACCAUAAUUUGGAGAAGAACAUUUGGUGUCAUAAAUAUUGCUAAUCAUACUGAUCCUAAUAAAUUAAUUACCCCUGAAUUAGUGGCGGCUGAAAAUACUACUGGGAAACAAUUAAUUGUGGGAUAUGAUAAUGAAAAUAGACCUUGUUUAUAUUUACGGAAUGGAUAUCAAAAUACUCCUCCAAGUAUGAAACAAGUUCAACAUUUAGUAUUUAUGUUGGAACGAGUUAUACAAUUCAUGCCACCUGGGCAAGAUGGAUUAGCAUUAUUGAUUGAUUUCAAACAAGCACCGGCUCAUAUGAAUUUAUCGUCAAAAUUCCCUUCACUUUCUAUAUCAAAACAAGUUUUACAUAUUUUACAAAAUCAUUAUCCUGAAAGAUUGGGUCGUGGGUUGUUUACUAAUAUUCCUUGGAUUGGAUAUACUUUUUUUAAAGUGGUUGGUCCUUUCAUUGAUCCAUAUACUAGACUGAAAACGAUUUAUGAUCAACCAUUUGAGAAUUUUGUGCCUAAAGAACAAUUGGAUAAGGAAUUUAAUGGAAUGUUGGAUUUUGAAUAUAUUCAUGAUGUUUAUUGGCCAAAGAUGAAUGAAAUUGCCGAAAAGAAGAGAGAAAAUUAUAUGAAAAAUUUUAGGAAAUUGGGUUCAAAGAUUGGAUUAAGUGAAUAUGAUUUAAGAUUAGAAGAGGAAUAG
Messenger RNA from Hemisphaericaspora subhashii, 1122 nucleotides. It is a transcript of the gene PDR17, whose product is annotated as Pdr17p. Gene Ontology annotation, molecular function: phosphatidylinositol transfer activity. The coding region runs from base 1 to 1122 and encodes 373 amino acids. The record is from RefSeq and is a predicted model, not a curated record. The transcript has a single exon. NCBI's taxonomy places the organism in Eukaryota, Fungi, Ascomycota, Pichiomycetes, Serinales, Debaryomycetaceae.